Daldinia loculata is the source of this 1766-nucleotide messenger RNA. RefSeq lists its product as uncharacterized. The transcript has 2 exons. Bases 88 to 1254 code for a protein of 388 amino acids. The record is from RefSeq and is a predicted model, not a curated record. NCBI's taxonomy places the organism in Eukaryota, Fungi, Ascomycota, Sordariomycetes, Xylariales, Hypoxylaceae.
UAAGAAUAUGAAUCCUACUGCUUUAUAUAUGCGGUUGUAAAUCUCACUAGGCCCGUUCUCUCCUCUCACUCCGCUUGACUUCGUGUCAUGGCCCCCAGAAUGUCAGAGACCUCGACGGUUCCUACACCCACUUUUACGCCGGCUCUGGAGCCGCCGCCUGGCGUGCAGUCGAAUCCCGAUCAUCCGGCUUCCUUAGCUAGACUCGCCGACAUCACGAUAGGGAUAUGCAUUCCAUUUGUUACUAUAUUCUUCAUUCUACGGUGCUACGCCCGUAUUGCUAUUAAGCGCGUAUGGAUCUUCGAAGAUUUUAUAGUGACGGCCGCGUGGGCAGGCACCAUUGCCUACUGCGGCAUUAUGAGGGCUACCAUGUCUCAUCAUGGUGGUCAGCAUGGUUGGGAUAUCACGCCGGCUCAACUCCACGAAGCCUCGUACUGGUUUAACGUUGCGUCUAUCGAAUACGGCGUCAUGAUCGGAGUCACCAAGCUUGCCGUUCUCUGGUUGUAUCGUCGCGUCUUCUCGCCUAUCCGAUGGAGCAUAUUUGACAUGGCCAUCGUCACGCUUAUCGUUCUUAUUACCGGCUUCUACGGGAUUACCACCUUCGUCAAGAUUUUCGAAUGUACACCCCGGGAGAAGAUUUGGAAUAAGACGCUCCCUGGGAAAUGCGUGCAGACCAAUCUAAUAUUAAACGUCAGCGGUGGCUUUAACACGGUGACUGAUUUCUUGAUUCUAUUGCUCCCUGUCCACGCCGUCCGGCAGCUCCAGAUGGAUAAGCUAAAGCAAACUCUUGUCGUCUUGGCAUUUACAUUUGGUUUAUGCGCUCCCAUUUUCGCGACAAUCGGCUUCGUCGUGCGUCUCAAGAACAGCGGCAACCCCGAUACAUCUUGGAGGCAACCCGAGAUUCUCUUAUGGGGAGCAGCAGAACUUGCCUCCGGCAACCUGUGCGUCUGCUUCCCCGAGCUCGCGUUCCUCUUCCGGAAACGAAACCGCAAGGCCAACACUCCGAAUCGCCCGACUGCCUCUCAAGUCAGGGGCUGGAACGAAUCGAAAGGAUCAUCUCAUCCACCAUCAGACCCAUACUUUACCAAGAGUCUCAUGGGCACGAUGUUUAGCACGAACGGAGAUGGGCCGUACAUCGAGCUGCAAGACCAUGGCAAUGAUGUGAAUGUGACGCCGAUGGGGCAUCUACCCCACAGAGAGAAGCCGGAAGAAGGUGUUGUAAUAAUAAGAAAUGAAUUUACGGUUGAGCGUCAAUAGCGUUCCACUAGUGGUAAGAGCUUCCCCGUAGUACUACAUGUCUGUUACUUAUACCUUUGACAAUAGGGGUUCUCGGGAUCGGAGUUGGCGUAAUCUACACGUAGGGUUUGGUGCUAAGUUAGCAUAUGGGUCUUGGGAAAUGAAGAGGAGGUCUUCAAUUGGACCGGAUGGGAAACUGCGGGAUUGUCUGAUGACGAAUAUCUGUGGCUUUGCGGUGUGCUAUAUCAAGUUCAGGUCGGUGCUUAUAGCUCUGUUCUCACAAUGUAUAUCCUGAUACCAUAACAACUCUCAUUAAGAAUCGACAACACUUGUCAGAAGCGGGAAUUUGGCAUCCUAUCGAGUGAUAUCUUUGGCCCAAGUAUAUUGCUAUGGCCCAAGUAUAUUGCUAGAAUCAACUACAAUAAACCUUUCGAACUCUUAAGUUGGUAUCAAAGCCUCUGGUAUCAUGAUGAUUUGACGGAAUUCACCUUAAACACGGGUGCUACAGAAAUCCGCCAAGAGCUAUUACAUUA